Messenger RNA from Fomitiporia mediterranea MF3/22, 2870 nucleotides. RefSeq lists its product as uncharacterized. Gene Ontology annotation, molecular function: mechanosensitive monoatomic ion channel activity; calcium ion binding. The transcript is spliced from 12 exons. Gene Ontology annotation, cellular component: plasma membrane. The record is from RefSeq and is a predicted model, not a curated record. Bases 1 to 2556 code for a protein of 851 amino acids. Gene Ontology annotation, biological process: monoatomic anion transport; transmembrane transport. Lineage: Eukaryota; Fungi; Basidiomycota; Agaricomycetes; Hymenochaetales; Hymenochaetaceae.
AUGGACGACAACGACAAGCAACGCCCCCCCUCCCCCGAUGAGAAGCACGACAAUUCAAAGCAGUCCCACCAAAAAGCCUCCGUCCAUUACCCAGACGACAUCUCUCACAGCCCAGAACAUGUUCACGUUCACGAGACCAAGCCAGUUCGAUUUGACUCGUCCGAUCCGCCAUCAAGAGCUCCUUCACUAGCCCCUUCUGAGGACGAGUUAGAUGACGACUAUGAUUGGUCAACCGAGGAUGACCUUGUCGACGAGGAGGAAAAGAAGUUCGAAAAGCAGAUGGGUUUGAGGCAUGAGAGAGGCCGCUUUGUCAAAAUCAUCUCCUUUUUCCUAUCCACCUUACUUGGCUCUUUCAUAACAGCCUCGGUCAUUGUCGGCGUCGCCCUCGCAGUUCAUUUUCUCUAUUUUGAACGCAGCAACGACAGCAACCGCGAUCACAGACGCUUCGUGACCCAAAAUGUCGAAGCAUGGCUCUUCUGGGCUGCCUCCAACCUCUUGGUUUCAUGGUUCCUAGCCUUUCUGAUUAAUAUCAUUCCCGGCGUCGUCACCUGGGCUAUUUUUAUCGUUUGGGGCCAUAUUUCAGAGUCUAUGAAAUCUCGAGUGGAGCUGUACAUCUCCGUAAAAGAUACGAUCAAGCCCGCCUUUUAUGGCGCGUCUGGGUGGCUCAGCUGGGUCAUAUUGUUCCAACAUAUCUACCAUUUGUACGAUGCAGAUAAUGAGUCUGAAAGCCGAGCAUCUUACACGCCAAGAGUGUAUCAAGUCGUUCAAUUUGUGUUCUUCCUUGCACUUGUAAUAAGCAUACAGAGGAUGUUGUCUCAUCUGAUAGCUUUUGCCUUCCAUGAAACGGCAUUCAAGGACCGUUUGGAUGAGCUCAAGUUUGCGUUGAAAACGAUAGACCACCUCAAAAACUUCAAGCCGAGGCAUCAUCGUUCGUCAGCGAAAAUAUUUGGUGGCUUUACUCCCAGGGGAGCUUUCGGUUUCCGAUCUGGUGGUUCCACGCCGUAUGAUGAAAAAUCCCAUUUCAUGGCCGGAACAUCUCGUGUUGGUACACCCGACCCAUACGAUGACGGACACGCGGGUGACACCGAAGAUAACUCGACAUCAUCUAAGAAAGGCAAGGGAAAGCAAAAGCAUUCACGCGUGAAGUCUCCAAGUGCGACCACUUCACCUGGGGAGUCCAGACCCGAUUCUCCGGCAAACGCACUGUCCGGUCAACUUGUCACGAACGCACAUGAAGGCCACACGUACCCACCAAGGAGUCCUGAAUCCAGACCCAUCACCCCCGUGCGGAGGAAUUCAGACCCUUCGGAUGAGCUUGCUGUUGUGCAGGCCGGAAAGGCCUUAAAGAAGGCUGUGUUAUCUGACGCCCGGAACAUCACAGGCCAGGGAGAAGAAGAUGACCUCACGGGUCUCGGCUGGACUGUAGGUUCUACCCAAGAGGCAAAGAGAAUCGCUCGAUCAAUUUUCCUGGCUUUCAAAGGGGAUAAGAAACGCAAUUAUCUCGUACCCGAGGACCUUUAUCCAGCCUAUCCGAGUUCCGAUGAAGCAUUAGCAGCGUUCCGAGUGUUCGACAUUGACCAUAACGGUGACAUUGCUCGCGUAGAAAUCAAACGCGUGGUAGUUAGGACAUAUCGCGAACGCCGCUUCCUCAGCAGGAGCAUGCGCGACGUCGGAGAAGCCCUUCGUUCACUCAACCAAGUUCUCCUGGCAUUCGCCUUGAUCAUUCUCUUCUUCAUUUCUCUUUCCGUAUUCCAGGUCAAUAUUGGCAAAUCCCUUUCAUCAGUAUAUUCGAUUGGUAUUGCCGCUAGUUUCAUUUUCAAGAACACAGCAGCAAAUUUGUUCGACGCGAUCAUGUUCUUGUUUGUUACGCAUCCUUAUGACACUGGUGACCGUUGUUUCAUUGAUGAGGAAAACCUUGUCGUCAAGAAGAUGGGUCUAUUUGCUACGGUCUUUACUCGGGCGGACGGCACAGAAACAUAUUACUUCAACAGCCAAUUGUUUGCCAAAUUUAUCACGAAUGCCCGUCGGAGUGAUAAAAGCACCGAGCUGUGCACGCUGUUCAUUGACUGGCGGACUUCGCUGGAUAAACUCGAUGCACUGGAGAAAUCCCUAAAUGAUUGGCUUGAGACCGAAGAGAACAGAAUGUACGACCCCUCAACGAGCAUCGCCAUUCAAGAGAUUGAGUUUAUGCGGUACAUGAAAGUCACGAUCGGGAUUCCUCAUAACAGUAAUUGGCAAGACUGGGGCCUUCGAAACACCAGAAAGACGGCCUUCUACGCAGCAGCAACAUAUUAUUGCCGACAACUCGACAUCACGUACUACCUGUCUCCUAUGCCACUCACGUGGGCAGGUGCCAAUGAGGGCGGCUUCGCUCCUGCAUCUCCUGCAUCCGUGAAUCGUGAUAUUGAAGAGUCCAGUAUUUCAAAGGACGAAGCGAAGGAAAUGAAGCCUAUGCUCGGAUUCUUACCGCCACCGGAGAAACGUGACGCAAGCCUCUUGCGCGCACGGAAGAGCCGAAGUGGGAAGAAAGGCGCUUACCGCGCUAUGGAUGGAUAAAAUAUAUCGUCUGGAAGAAACGAAAAGCAUUGCAUCACUGAACACUACUGCAUCUUUGCAUAUAAACUCAUUUCCUCAUUUUUAUCACAUAAACACACUUGGGUGGUACUGACGCCUCGAAGGCGCUUUGCAUGGUGCUGGUCCAGCUUACUUGCAUAUUAGAUAACAUAUGUGGCCGUUAGAGGCCAAAAUUUCUCUUUUACUUCCUUUCUCCUGGUUUUCUGUUUGUCCUUUCCUGACUGGCAUAUCGUAAUGUAGUAGGGGCAUGUAUAUACGUGUCGUUCAUUCAUUUUGCCAAUAAAUCCCUCACGGCC